GCCUUCUGUCUUUCUAUUUAUGUACAUAAAAUAAGGAAUAGGGAGGAGCUGCUGAUCUGAAAAAGAAGCCAAAGAGGGGAAAGUCCACUUGCGGCCAUUCUCAUAAUUCCCCCUUUACCUCUCUCGGAAAAGAAGAUCUCUCCAGGUGGUAUAUAUUCAGCUGGGGAUAGAGAGGUGGAUACAUUGGAAGAGAAGUAAAGAGUGAGAGAGAGAGAGAGAGAGAUGGGGAGGGGAAAGAUCGUGAUCCGGAGGAUCGACAACUCCACGAGCCGGCAGGUGACCUUCUCGAAGCGGCGGAACGGGCUGUUGAAGAAGGCAAAGGAGCUCGCGAUACUUUGCGACGCCGAGGUCGGGCUCAUGAUCUUCUCCAGCACCGGCCGCCUCUACGAAUUCGCUAGUACCAGCAUGAAGUCUGUGCUAGAUCGAUACAACAAAUCAAAAGAAGAACAUCAGCUGGUCAUGAAUGCAAAUUCGGAGGUUAAGUUCUGGCAAAGGGAGGUAGCAAGCUUGAGGCAGCAACUACAUAACUUGCAAGAAAAUCACCGGCAGUUGAUGGGAGAAGAGCUUUCUGGCCUAAGUGUGAAGGAUUUACAAAACUUAGAAAACCAGCUAGAAAUGAGUUUACGAGGAGUUCGAAUGAAGAAGGACCAACUAUUGAUCGACGAGAUUCAAGAGUUGAAUCAGAAGGGAAGCCUUAUCUAUCAAGAGAACAUGGAACUGUAUAAGAAAGUAAACUUCAUUCGUCAAGAAAACAUGGAGUUAUAUAAGAAGAUGAAUUUGGAAUCUCAGGUUUACGAAACAAGAGGAGCAGACAUUGUCCAUAGAGCUCCUACCAUUCCUCACAAUUUUUGUAUCGCAGAGGAUGCGCAUGUUCCUAUUCAUCUCGAACUAAGCCAACCUCAACAAACAGAUGGGGUGCAACCAGGAGCUCCAAAAUUAGGCAGACUUCAACUACACUAAGGAGAAGGUGCCCCACAAAUCCCAAUGACCUCUAGAGAAUAUUAUUAGGGGCUACGGUCAAAUACUGCUACUAGUACAUUUGCUGAAUAAGCAAGAGUUGAAUGAAUACUUCAAAAAAUUUUAAAAUUGGUGUGCAUUUGUUGGAAGACCAAAUUAUAUGUAAAGUCAUGUUGCAAUAAAGUGGCAAAGAUUAUGCUA
Molecule: messenger RNA, 1158 nt
Organism: Ananas comosus (pineapple)
Lineage: Eukaryota; Viridiplantae; Streptophyta; Magnoliopsida; Poales; Bromeliaceae
Product: MADS-box transcription factor 27-like
Exons: 9
Coding region: 223-960 (245 amino acids)
Biological process (GO): positive regulation of transcription by RNA polymerase II
Cellular component (GO): nucleus
Molecular function (GO): protein dimerization activity; DNA-binding transcription factor activity, RNA polymerase II-specific; RNA polymerase II cis-regulatory region sequence-specific DNA binding
Source: RefSeq, a predicted model, not a curated record